AUGGUAUCCUUUUCUCCAUUGCCAGAGUUUUCUUCACUAGAAAUGGAAUCUUCCAAUUGUAAGUUAACAGACAUGUUCGUAUCUAUAUUUAACCCUUGUCGUACUUUUGGUGAAUUUCUGGGAUUUUUGCGAAUAAUCAGGAAAAUUUACAAGCUGCAUGUUUUUAGUGCAACCAAAGGGAGGAAUGGAGUACUUGGUGGAGUUGAUCGACGACAAGAAGAAUCUGCAGAUGUUCCCGAAGUUGUUCAGACAUGUCGAUCGCUUGGUGGACCAAGGUGGGUUGAAUAUACGUUUAUUGUGAUAGUUUUCUAGAAAUUGCUCAAGUUCGAUCUUCUUUGUUCCAAUUCAAUUUUGCAAAGACCGGAUUGGACUUGCCUGAUCCAAUCGGAGAGCCGAUCAUCGUCAGAGAAAAGGUGUACAUACCUGUUGAUGAGUACCCAGACGUAAGUUGGCAUCAUACUCAUCCGAUUGUUUUAGUUCAACUUUGUUGGCAGAAUUCUUGGUCCUCGUGGAAUGACAGCAAAACAAUUGGAACAAGAAACUGGCUGUAAGAUCAUGAUCCGUGGCAAGGGCUCAGUUCGUGAUCGUAGCCGUGAAGCAGCUCGCCGCGGAAAGACCGAACAAGAGGACAAUCUGCACGUGUUGAUUCAAUGUGAAGAUGCUCCGAACAGAGCUCGCAGAAGAGUUGACCUUGCCGUGAAGCAUGUUAGCAAGCUUCUGGUUCCAAUGGUAAGUUAGGUUUACCUCGAAACAGCGAUUUUGUGUGGAUAAAAUAGUAUUUAUGGGUUUUAUGCUUUAGGUAAUAGUUUAAAUGGUUUCUUUUAUAACAAAACCUUUGUUUAUAAUUUAAUUGUUUUAGCAAGAAGGUUCCGACGAGUUGAAGAGGAAGCAACUGAUGGAACUGUCGCUCAUCAACGGUACUUACAAGCCUCUGCGUUCACCCCGUGUUCGCAGCUCCAACACUGAGACGCGAGAGAGCUUCUUGGACAUGGAUUCUGCGAUUGACUCACCUCAAAACAGUCCGUUCCUGAAGAGUCCAGCGCCGUUCAAGCUGCAAGCUCCGCCCAAGGGACGAUCUUCGGUGACGUCUGAAAAGAGCUGGAUUUCUUCUUCGCCUCCUACUGAUUCUUCUUUUCAUAUUAACGAUUCUGAUCACUCAACUUCACCUGAACCGUCAUCUGGUAAUUCUAUUUUGAGGGCCUACAUGCCUGGCUACUUCCCGCCCUCGCCGGUUCUACUUGAAGACUCGCAAUCUUUUAUCUUGGUCUAG
This is a messenger RNA of Bursaphelenchus okinawaensis, 1270 nucleotides long. The record is from the annotation of a GenBank genome assembly. Lineage: Eukaryota; Metazoa; Nematoda; Chromadorea; Rhabditida; Aphelenchoididae.